Messenger RNA from Rubroshorea leprosula, 3112 nucleotides. Lineage: Eukaryota; Viridiplantae; Streptophyta; Magnoliopsida; Malvales; Dipterocarpaceae. The record is from the annotation of a GenBank genome assembly.
UAUACACUGGUUUUUUUAGCAAAGACGCUCUUAUCAAACCCCCGUCUCCUUCUCAGUGCACUUGUUCUUCUCAAAUCAAGCACAUAAAAACCUCAAAUUUCUCCCCCCAGACAAAUUCCUUCUUCAUCUCUAGUAUUUUCUCACUCUUUUAAAACAUUUUGCUGAAACCUCCAUCUCCUCCUCAAAUGUAGCUCCUUCCAUGGCGAAUACAUGAAAAUUACCAGCUUCCCUUCGUUUCAGUCUACCGUUUCUCAUCAUACAAUGACAUUCUCUAAUGUAGCAACCAUUAUUCCUUCUUCUUCGUUACAUUUUCUCACUAAUUACUCUAGUGGCUCUGGUUCGCCUUGCGAAGAUCAUGUGAGGGUUUUCGGGUUAGAUUUUGGGUUUGAAUCCGUACACUCCAAAUCUAAAAUUGGAAGGCUUCAUUCUAGGGUUUCCGGUUGGCCUUGUUUGAGACGGCGGUGGAGAUACAAUGCAAUUGACACUCGCAUAGUGGAUAGUGCACAAGCUCCGGUCGUCACCAUCGAUAUCCCCGUCACUUGUUACCAGAUUAUUGGUGUUUCUAAUCAAGCUGAGAAAGAUGAGAUUGUGAAGUCAGUGAUGAAUUUGAAGAGGGCCGAAGUGGAAGAAGGCUAUACUAUGGAGACUGUUGUAUGCCGUCAGGAACUUCUAAUGGAUGUGAGGGAUAAGCUUCUUUUUGAAUCGGAAUAUUCUGGUAAUAUGAAAGAAAAGAUCCCACCUAAAUCUUCCCUUAAAAUCCCAUGGGCUUGGUUGCCUGGUGCCCUUUGUCUCCUUCAAGAGGUUGGAGAAGAGAAGCUUGUCUUAGAGAUUGGUUGGCCAGCUGUUCAGCACCCAGAUGCUAAGCCAUAUGUUCAUGAUUUGCUUCUAUCAAUGGCUUUAGCUGAGUGUGCAAUUGCAAAGAUUGGUUUCGAGAAGAACAAGGUGUCUGAAGGAUUUGAAGCCCUUGCUCGUGCUCAAUGUCUUCUCAGGAGUACAGCAUCUCUCCGGAAAAUGACGUUGUUGUCUCAGAUAGAAGAAUCUUUGGAGGAGCUUGCGCCUGCAUGCGCAUUGGAAUUAUUAGGCAUGCCUCUGUCUCCUGAAAAUGCUGAACGGAGACGAGGAGCGAUUGCAGCCUUAAGGGAGCUGCUCAGACAGGGCCUUGAUGUGGAAACUUCAUGCCAGGUCCAAGACUGGCCAUGCUUCUUGAGCCAAGCACUUAAAAGACUGAUGGCUUCUGAAAUCAUCGAUAUCCUUCCCUGGGAUAAUUUAGCCAUUGCAAGGAAGAAUAAGAAAUCACUUGAAUCACAGAAUCAAAGAGUUGUGAUUGAUUUUAAUUGCUUUUACAUGGCUUUGAUUGCUCAUAUUGCUCUUGGCUUUUCAAGCAAGCAAACUGAGUUGAUUAACAAAGCAAAGACUAUCUGUGAGUGUUUGAUGGCAUCUGAAAGUGUUGAUCUAAAGCUUGAGGAGGUUUUCUCCUUGUUCCUUCUUGGACAGGGAAAUGAAGCUGAGGUUAUUGAAAAGCUUCAACUGCUUGAAUCAAAUUCGAAUCCCAGUGCCCAGAAUUCUGUCAUCGGAAAGGAAUCAAGAGACAGUACAAAUGCAAGUCCAUCAUUGGAAAUGUGGUUGAAGGAUGCUGUGCUUUCUGUGUUUCCCGAUACACGAAAUUGUUCUCCAUCAUUGGUGAACUUUUUUAGUGGUGAAAGAAAGACUUCUGGGACCAAGAAAAGUAAAGGAGCUCCUCAAACCAUGGCCAAUUUAAGCCACAGAUCAGUAUCCAUCACUCUUGCAUCAGAGAGGAGAGAUCUCGAAGAUUCUCUUCCCCAUAUGAACUCUUCUCGACAUCUUGGAUCAGCUGUUAAGCAAUUAGCACCAACCAAUUUGGAGAGCCCAUUGACAUUGGGCAAGAAUAGCAACGGGGAAAACGUUAGUGCGCCAUCUGUGCAAUUGAAAAGAAAUCUUGGAGUGAACCAGAGUAAAGUUUGGGAAAGUUGGUUCUCUAACAGGAAUGUGGUCGAACGUAUAAUUGUUGUUACUGUAGUAGGAUGCAUACUACUAGGAAUGAAAUUAAGUAGGGUAAGGAGCAUAUCUAAAUGGACCUCUAGUAAACCAGAUAUGCACACAAGUUCCCUUGACUGGAAAGGAGAUUCUUCUUUGGGCUACAAUGUAGGCACUGCUCACAUCAAGAAAGGUGGCAUCCAAAGCAGAAUGAAGAAGUUCUCAGAAUUGGUUAAGCUGCAAUUCAGAAGUUAUUCAGGUGCCAGGAAUGCACAUACUUCUCGUCUUCCUGCUAGUAUAUCAAACUCUCUGGCUACAGUAGAGAGGAAACCAAUGCCCGUGGAAGAAGCUGAAGCCCUCGUUAAGCAAUGGCAAGCAAUUAAAGCUGAAGCUUUGGGCCCUAGUCAUGAUGUGCAUAGCCUCUUUGAAGCCCUUGACGAGUCAAUGCUUUUUCAGUGGCAAUCUCUGGCAGAUGCAGCAAAAGAAAGAGCUUGUUAUUGGAGAUUUGUCUUGCUGCAGUUGACCAUCUUGCGUGCAGAAAUACUGUUAGAUGGAAGUACAGGAGAGAUGGGAGAAAUUGAGGCUCUCCUGGAGGAAGCAGCUGAGCUUGUUGAUGAAUCUCAGCCAAAGAAUCCAAAUUACUACAGUACAUACAAAGUUCGAUAUUUUCUAAGAAAACAAGAGGAUGGAUCGUGGAGAUUUUGUGGAGGUGAUGUUGAAACUCCAUCUUGAGACUACCGAAGGUUAUCAUCUCUAGAUCACCCAAAGGGUUACUGUGCAACAGUGUUGACUUAAUGGGGAAAGGAAAAUGAAAUCGUUGCCUGGGGCAGUCAGUCCUAACAGCAAAUAACUGUUUAAAUGUUAAUGCAGAGUUAGGAAAAAAAUUCUUUCUUAUGAAAUGUGAACUUGCAUCAUGCAUAACAAGAGAAAAGGUAACAUAAUAUUCAGUUUUAAGCUGCAUUGCGUUUUGGGAGCGAAGAAGCACGUAGGGAAUUCACGCUGGAUAUGCAAUGCAUGUUCAUGUUCUUUCCCCAUUUAAGCGUAUUAUAUUCGUUUUUAUUGUUACUUAUUUUUAAUUAUUGCUCUUUCCAUUCAACAAUAGAGUAAGUUUUAGUCA